Mytilus californianus (California mussel) is the source of this 7424-nucleotide messenger RNA. RefSeq lists its product as uncharacterized. The record is from RefSeq and is a predicted model, not a curated record. The transcript is spliced from 4 exons. The coding region runs from base 478 to 1257 and encodes 259 amino acids. Lineage: Eukaryota; Metazoa; Mollusca; Bivalvia; Mytilida; Mytilidae.
GCAUACAUUAAACUUAAUAGUGAUAGUGAUAUGGUUACAGAAAAGACUCGAGUUAUUAUGUGUAUAAAAAGUCUUUAAAAUUGUAAUCCGGGAAACUUUUUUAAAAAUAUUUAAAUAAGUUAAUGCUAUUUAUCAAUUCCGACAAGGCGCGGAUCAUUUCUGAAACAUUCCAAGGACUAAAUCGAUAAAUAGUAUUUUUGUCAUUGACUGGCUGUUUCUUAAUAUAAUUAUAAGCAUAGCCUUGAAUCCAAUCAACCGUAUCGUGUGAAAAUAUGGUAUAAUCAAUCAGUAAAUAACAGUGAGGAAUACUGUCAUAAAUUAUUUUUUUCAAUAACAAUUGCCAAAAGGCACAUAUUACUAUUAUUUAUAAUAGUUAAAUCGAUCCGGGGGACAGACGUACAAUAAUUGCUUGUCUCUGCCGCAUUCACUUGUCUAAAUUUACACUCUUCAUCAGUUUCGCUUCACACGCACACGACGAUGGCUGACUUCGGAUUUUAUGCUUUCGUUUUUCUUAUAAUUCAACUCAUUUUAUUGGAGGUAUCAGAAAGUUGUAUAACUAAAAAUGAUUCAAUUAAUAUCAAUCCCGAGGAAAUGGUAGCUAGGUCUAAAUAUGUGUUAUAUGGAGAGGUAGUUAAAAAAAUAACACCGGACCCAAGGACACCAAACAUUGGUACUUCAUAUGGAGUGGAAUUUAUGAUUAAAUGUAUUUACAAAGGAAACCCAAACACAGAUGAGAAGUUAAAAAAUAAAGAAACUGUAAUUAUUGCCGGCGCAGGUAUCGUGAGACCAAACUGUUAUUCAUUUGAAGUAAAACCAAAAGAAGAUGUCACCAAUUAUGUUGUUUUUCUCCAAGAUGAUGGAAACCAUUUAGUGCCAUCGUAUGGUGCACCUGAUAAUAUCGCAUACCAAGAUCUUUAUGAAUUGAUUCUUGUUUGUGAUCUGGAUCCUGUUGGACCAAGUGGUGGAGCACUAAAAGAUGAUUGUCCUAGAAGUGAACCACCAGAUUGUGUAAGAUACAAAUUCCCAACUACCCCUAAGCCUGUAACAGUUGAAGUGGAAAAACCACAGCUACUAACUACACCAGCACCGGAACCAGAACCCAAACCUAAACCAGAACCAAAAGAGCCUGUUAAAGGGGACACAAAAGGCCAAGAGACAAACGAUGGAGGUGGAGGAAAAAAUGGCACAGCUGCUAUCCCUAAACUUACAGUUUUUAGUAUAUUUCUAGGUUUACUAAGUGCUUUAUAUGUGUCUUAAACUGGACAUUCCAUAUGGUCUGAAGGCUUAAUCAAAUAAUAAUCAAAUAAUUUAUUUAAAUUUUUGUAAGGCUGGUUGUACCAGCUGUAAAUAUUCUGAAACGACUCUCUAGAUAGUGUAUGACCUAAUAUGCAAAAGAAUGCAGAUGUCAUGUUUCAUUUCUUCAACGACAUUUUUCUGGAAAAUAUUGAUUCUGAUAUAUGGGAUUAAUUUUAUGCAACAUGUUGAACAAAUAUAUAAAUUAGAGUAUGAAAAUAAUGCAAAACAAAAGUAUGGGUCAUGGAAGAGCUUGCAUGGAAACAGGAAUCAGAAAUGUUCAAAUCUACAAGUAAUGAUAGCCUUAUUGUCUGGAAACCAUGGAUUGUGACUCAGUUUGAGAUUCUUUAGAAAAUUUCACAAGUCACCUGCUGACGUCAUUUGAGUGUCCUAUUUGUUGUGAAAGAACACAAUUUUAAAAUAUUUUUUAUUUUUGAAAUUCUGUUUGUGAAUUUAAAUUUUAGCCACCAUUAUUUGAUAUAUGAUGUAAAAAAAAAAACACACGUCUGGGCUCUCAGUCAUAACACUUUACUCAAUACUCAGAGUACAAAAAUUUGUGCUCGAAACACCAAAUCCAGUGUUUUGAUUGGUUGAUUUCUGAGUCUGUGUAUGAUAAUCGUGCUUGAAAGUUUUAUGACCGUAAGCCCUGAUGUUAGACCAAUAGUUGUUUGUGUUUUGAUCAAUUUGAAUCUAAGAUUAUUGAAAAAUAGUAAAAGAGAUUCUGUUUAAAAAAAAGUAAACCUCCCGUCAAGUUUGUAUCUAAAGGGAAAAUGACCCUCCAUUAGAACAUACAAAGGACAUCAAAUCCAAUUGAUGUGGCUUAAAAGUAUGAGUUGAUGCAUUCCGUAGAGCUUCCAUUAUAGGUAGUUCUGUAGGAAAAGAUGUAAAUUUAUUAUAUAUUUUAUCUGAAUUAAUACUUAUAUCAAUUCCCUAAUAAAAAAAGUUCGUUUUUGGAAUCACACAAUUUCUACGAACAAUCCAAUCGAAACAUGUGAUAGACACCUGUAGUUUAUAGAUACUAUAGUAUAUAAAUUACCCUAGAGCCACUGCUGCAGAUUGUGAAUAAAUUGAAGUAUUUUCCAUUUUUGAAAUUUUCAUAUUGCAUAAUCUACAAUUUAUUUCACAAAUUACUCGCUUAAAGAUAAAAGUGGGAGUGAAUAUUUUGUCUAUAUGAAGCAUUCUAUGAAUGUGAAUUAGUUUAUUUUUCAUCUUUUUUUAAUUUAUAUUGCUAGAUUAAAACAUCAUUAAGCAUAACUUUUAAACAGCAAACUGUUGCAAGAAUGUUAUAUUACAAACAUAGGUUAGACAAGAGUAGAAAGUGCUUAUUACAAGUGUUAGAUUUUUACAUUGAUAUAUUUGUUGUAAAAAGGUUGUUUUAAUCAUUUUAAUGAGAUAUGAAACAAGUUUUUAUGACUGUUGAGUGAAUCAACCUUUAUCUUUACCACUUUUAUGAUUGAAAUUGAUCAACUCAAUUAUUAAAUUUGAAUUUAAGCAAAAUAUUUAGGAGUAUGAUUUAGUAUUCUCCUUGUUUUGGUAACUUCGACUGCAAUAUUUAAAAAAAAAUAUCUACCUCAGUUUGGAGAAAGAUUGCAGUGAAAAUUGAUACCUAGUGUAUCUUAAUGAAACUGAAAAUCUAACCAAUUUUCUUAGUAUCCUUGAUAUAAGUAUAAUAUACUCUUAACGUUUAUAAUAAUCAAGACUUUACAGUGACAAUGUGCCAAUAUUCGUUGUCUAACAUACUUAUACAUGUACAUCUUAUAUAUGCGCAGCUAUAUGACUCUGUUGUUCAAGGGUAUGCAAUAUUUAAUUACAUUAAUACUCUUAUUUACUAAUAUUUGCAGCAAAGAUUGUUUCUUGAUGUAAAACAUCCAUUUUGUUUAUUUAUGACCUUCAGGUACUUAGUAUUUUUGCUUCUAUUGGCUCAUUUUAAUAGUAUGAUACAUAACCAACUUCUGUGGUAAUAAGUGUAUUUAUGUAUACUUAAAAUAUGUAACUAUUAUUUGUAUGUGUUCCAGACGAUUUUAUUUUGGUUACUGGUAAUUAGAUUUACCCAUCCUACAUAAUGAUGAGUAGAUGAAUACCGGUAAUUAUAAGAUGUUUUUAGCAUGAUUAGUCUUCCAACACAUUUGUUUAUAGAAAUAUAAAAAUAGCAGUGGUAGAUUCAGGAUUUCAAGUUAGAGGAAGUAAAACACUAUAUUCUAAGAAUACUGUCAACAGUGUAAGUGAGGUGUGAAUUUUGCUAAAAAAUUAUACCCCUCCUCCUUUUUUUAAUCUAAAAAUCUUAGGUUUAAAAUAUUUUUAUGCAAAAUUUAAGGAGAUGACUUUGGGGGUUGGUUAACUCUGAAAGAAUUGAUAUUAUUCACUUAGUUCUUGCAUGCUGAUAGCUUAUAUGACUGUUUUUCAUUUUUAUCAUUUAUGAUUCCCUUUUCAUUUGCAUUCCAUGAUAACUUUUUUUUUUGUAAAUAAUUAGUUUAUAAUGGCACACUCAGGAUUACUGGUAUACAAAUUGCUUUGCUUACAGUUAAAUUUAUGAGUUUAAUUGGUCCUCUGUGAAUCCCAAUUAAACACUUGAAUUGGUUACAAUAGAAUGAGAAGUAAAAUGGAGCAGGCAGUAUUGCCCAUUUUUUUUAUGCAUUUACACACAUACAAAUAAGAUCAGUGGUAGAAAAAAAACGAACUGUUCAAUCAUAAGUUUUAGGAUACUGAUUUCGACAAAGAAAACAAAUUCUUUAUGAAACAAACAAACAUUACUUGUGGCUGUAUCUACUUAUAGGGUGCUUAUAAAUGUGGUCAUUGUACAAGCACCAAUAUCUAAGUAUUGUUCUAAAAAGUAAAUUCUGUUUUACCUCAAGCAUUCCAUCAAAUUUAAGUAAACAAAAAUUGGCACUGAGACAUAUAAUUCAUAAGUUUAACACUGAAAGCAAGAAAGAGAAAAUUCUCUAAUUGAAUUGUUUAUUUUAGACUAGCACUUGUACCCAAUAAUCAAUAAUAUAAUUUUUUAGUAUUAUUUUAGAAUAAAUAGCUGUUUAAAACUGCAGUGUGUUUAAAUCUAGUGAAAACUCAUUCGGAAUUUCUUCAUUAAUGGUCUUGUGUACAUAUAAGAAUGUAAAAUUGAAUUUUCAUUAUGAAUGAUUGUAUCAGGUACGUGUAUAUUACCGGUACAAUGUAUUUGUAAUCAUUCUUUAUUAGUGUGAUCCAAGAGAGACAACCCAAAAUAAAAAUAUAGUAAAUUUUAUAAUGUUUUACAAUUUCUGUUGCAGUAUUUAUUUAUAAGCUUAACCUGGGACAUAAUUAUAAUAGUCCCAGGCUUAAUUGAAAAAAAAAUGUCAAUAAAUACUUGCUAUUUUAACUUUCAGAUUCUCUUUUUCUUAAUGAACAGUUUUGAUUUAUUAUGUUUUCUCUGCCUUAGAUGUUUUUUCAGCUAAUUUUUUCAUCAUCUUUUUAUCUUAAUUCAUAUUUAUUCUAUUGACAAAUUUUAAUAUUAUAAGUUAUCAUUCAUCUUAUCAGUAACCUAGGAGAAAUAAAUCCCAGAUUAAAGUAUUUAAAUGUUUGUAUAUUAGUUUAGAAAUAUAUCUCCUAACAUAACCCAGUUUAUUGUGGCAUGACAUGUAUGGGACUUUCAACAUUUUAGAAAUGGAAAAGAAGAAAAUAAAUACUUCAAUUCUGGUCCUUGCCCUCUUUUUGAAUUAAAAUGUGUUUAUGAAUAUUGUGUGUGCCAUCCUUCGUACAUAGUCAUGUUUUUUUUUAAUCAGUGGAGUCACAGUGGGGCUUAUGUCCUUCUGACUCUUUGUGGUUGUUUGAACAUUAUUUAACCCACCUGACGUGUAUAGUCCUUUUACUACAGUGAAUAUAGUACAAAAUGUAUAUAUUAGGUGGAUUAAGGAAGGUCUAUUCCAAAACCCUUGGGUUGAUUUUUUUAACAACUAAAAACCUUCAAUGUAUAGUUCGGGAUAUUUCAGUGUGGAUUUAAAAUUUGAUUAAAAAGAAAACAAUUUAGGAAAAAAUUCUUAUACAGUAGUCGUUGAAAUAAAUUUCAUGAAAAUACAUGGAUACAUCUACAUUAUCUGUAAAUAGAGAAACAUGUUAUAAUGUAGGUGGACACAGUGUAUGAUCCUUUGACAACAAUGACGUUAGGAGAAUAUUUAGAUAUAGUGCCUUCUAUGUUGUAUAGUUUUGUUGUAAUAUUUAACUGAUAUAAAUCCAGGGUACACUUGUAUUAAAAUGUGUCAAAUAUGUGUGUACACUGCCAAUCAUCUGUUUGUAAGAUGCAUCAUAGUGCUCUGCUUUGAAUGUGUGUGGAAACUUUGUCUAAUUUCUCCAUGCCAAAAAGAGAUUGACAUUUAUGAUAUAUGCAUAUAUGGUUUCACCAAUUUUAAUUUGAUGUGCAAUGUAUAUGAAAAGAAAUAUUUUUAAAUGAUCAAGAUAACACUUUUUUAUUCAUACGAAAAAAUCUGUUUUAUAAAAGAUAAGUAGGUAUUAUAAUGUUAAUACAGAAAAAUCAUUUUUAAAUGGAAAAAUACCCAAUAUUUUUAUUUAGGAGUUCGAAUUCAUAAUUAACUUUUAUCUAUAAAAUAUUUUUUUUAAUGGACUUAAAAAACUUGACGAUAGGUCUGCUUGAAUCUUCAUGUAGUAUUACUUGAAAAGGUCCAAACUUCUGGAUGAGUUUAUGGAUAAGAAUUCAGUAAUGUCUAUCUUUGUAUAGAAUUUCAAGUAUACAAGAACCAAAAUGUCAAAGAUUUGUUUACAAAUUGAUUGUGAGGACUUGAUAUUAAAAUGAAAGUCCAAAUAAUAUUCAGAUCAAGUUUCAUUUAAUAACACCGUUUAUUCAAAAGAUGAAAACACUUUGAAUUUGAGAACAAAAAAUCAUAUUGUAAAAAGACAUCUUAAACAGUUUACUGGGAUUAAGUCAGCUAGCCUCUUUAGUAAGCUAAAUGCAUGCAUAAGAUCAAUCAGAUCUAUUAUUUCAAAUUCAAAACUUUUUAGAAACUUUUUAAUAAAUAUACUUUUUUAUGUAGCAGAUUUAUGUUUAUUCAUACAUUUAAAGAAGAAGGAAGUAAACUGAAAUGUAUACCCAGCAAUGAUCAUAUUAAUGUUUAUUUUUAAACAUUUCUGUGUUUCUCAUAUAUUCAGAACAUUAAUUUAAACUGCUUGAUAUUUUUUACAAUGAUGACAUUGUUAAUAAUAAAGUAAGUUGUGCUCCAUGAAGGAAUCUGAUAUUGAUGAUAAGAAGAAACGUGGAUAUUUUAUAACCAUGGUUUCUCUAAAAGAAACUUUCUUUUGAUAUGCAAUUAAACAAACAUGAUUUAUAUUUAUUUAAUGUAUGUAUUUAAAAUUUCAAGCAUUACAAGUAUGCACACAAAGAGUAUUUUUUAGAGAUGUUUCACUUUCUGUGAUAUUCUUAACAGGUGUGUCAUAAAAAAAAAAGGUUUAUGAAAAAAAGGCUACACAAAAGGGUUUAUUUUAAAUCUCCUUAUAUUGUAUUUUGGAUAUAAUGAAAUAAAAUAUGGGGCUAUUUUUGUAAGAUUUGAACAAAUAGUUAAAUUUGGUCCUUUUUUCAGUUUUUUCAUGUAUAUAAACAGGGUAAAACAUUUCAAUCAUACAGAGUCUGUUGCACUAUUGUACAAAAUAAUCAAGAUAAUACAAAAGGGGCACUUUUGGAAUCCUUUAUUUUCUAUUAAAGUUUUUGCCCAAAUUAUACAGCCCCUUAUUAUGAUCCUGUACUUAUAAGAACAUUGAAAUAUUACCUUAUUUGAAACUCAUUUGUACAAAGUUGCUUAUAUUAGAUUUUAAUAUCUGAAAUCAAUUGAAUAACAGCUGGGAUUUUUGUCUAACAUCUGUUGCUGUCUGUCUGAUUUUCAUAUAGACCAGUACAAACAUACUGAAAUCUAAUAAUCAUAAUCAAUUCUAAAAUUAAUAUGUUUGAAAAAACUUUACAAAUAGAAAUUAGAGCUGUUACAUAAUAUAGCAAGCAACUGUGCAAUAAGAUUAUCAUUAAACCAUUGAUAAUUAGUGUGCAACUGUGUAUCUUAUAUAUAUAUGUGUAUAAUUGAUUUAUGUUAUGUUCAGCUCAAUUUGUAUUUUUUGAAUUUAAUAUACAAAUAUUAAUAAAAAGAUUGAAGUUGUAUGCUUAA